AUGAGGGACUGGCAGCUUGAUUUCCGCAAAGAAUCGUGGGGCUCCCUGGGCAACGCUGCCCGGGGCCGACUGUCCCGCGCGGACCGGCAGCAUCCCCUCCGACAGCGCGGCCGCUCCUCGCUGCCGCCUCUCCCCGACGGCGCCGAGCCCUGCCGGGAGGCGCCUCGAAUGCCCGUGCCCGGACAGCCGUCCCGGAGACGCUCCCGCUCCGCUCGGUGCCCGUCGGCCCUCCGGAGCCGUGCGCUCCCGGCGGCGGCGGGUCCGCGGCGCCCCGACGGCAUUGGGGACAGGGACCAGCGGAGAGGGGCGGCGCGGGCCCCGCCCGAGCGGCGGCUGACGCUCGGCGGCAUCUACCGCUUCAUCACCGAGCGCUUCCCCUUCUACCGCGACAGCCCCCGCAAGUGGCAGAACAGCAUCCGUCACAACCUCACCCUCAAUGACUGCUUUGUCAAGGUGCCACGGGAGCCCGGCCGCCCCGGCAAGGGCAACUACUGGACGCUGGACCCCCACGCCCGCGACAUGUUCGAGAGCGGGUCCUUCCUGCGCCGCAGAAAGCGUUUCAAGCGCAGCGACCUCUCCACGUACCCGGCGUUCCUGGCCGAGCCCCCGCCGCUGCCCCACGCCUACGGCGCCGGGGGGCAGCUGGGUGCCGCCGAGCCCGCACCGAGGCACGGCACCUACCCCGGAGGCCCCGACAGGUUCGUCCCGGCGCUCUGA
Messenger RNA from Ficedula albicollis (Collared flycatcher), 717 nucleotides. It is a transcript of the gene FOXE1, whose product is annotated as forkhead box E1. The transcript is spliced from 4 exons. Gene Ontology annotation, molecular function: RNA polymerase II cis-regulatory region sequence-specific DNA binding; DNA-binding transcription factor activity, RNA polymerase II-specific. The record is from RefSeq and is a predicted model, not a curated record. Lineage: Eukaryota; Metazoa; Chordata; Aves; Passeriformes; Muscicapidae. Bases 1 to 717 code for a protein of 238 amino acids. Gene Ontology annotation, biological process: cell differentiation; anatomical structure morphogenesis; regulation of transcription by RNA polymerase II.